This is a messenger RNA of Alosa alosa (allis shad), 3808 nucleotides long. Its product is annotated as sialin. Gene Ontology annotation, molecular function: transmembrane transporter activity. Lineage: Eukaryota; Metazoa; Chordata; Actinopteri; Clupeiformes; Clupeidae. Gene Ontology annotation, biological process: monoatomic anion transport; transmembrane transport. The record is from RefSeq and is a predicted model, not a curated record.
CAACUUGUGAAUGUCCGGUUGGGUUCGUUACCGUACUGCUGGACAGUGGCUGACACUGAUGGCUUCUCCUUUUCAUUUCUAAGUGUAAUAGAGAUCUAAAAAGAUGACACUAAUAUAUAUGUAUACAUGCGACACGAUUUUCCAUACAAAAACAAUAAAUAACUUCAACCUGGAAAUUUGACAAUUCGAUCGAUCGAUCCACAUGCCAGCUGCAGCAGGGUUCAACAACAGCGUGCCUGUCGAAGAUCAUCCUCAGAACAUCGGGACGUCCGAAAUGCUGAUCUCCAUGUUUACACGGUCUUUGCAGUUUCAUAUCUGAAUCAGCACUCUACAAGCCAGGCUAACACACAUGAUCCAGUGCCUAGAUCUGACUACCCAGCCCAGUUGAUUUCAGGGGCACAAUGGUUCACUGACUUUCUUGUGGACACAAUAGUCGACUGGAGAAGUCACUAUGGCAACAAGUGGUGGCUACUCUAUAAACUCGGCCCCGGAGGACAAAUCCGAUGAGAACACACCCUUGCUGACAGGCAAAGGGCAGCAGACUGGACCCAAAGCAGCUUCUCAGUGCUGCUCUGUGCGGUACAAUCUGGCCAUCCUUAUGUUCUUCGGAUUCGCUGUUGUCUACGGCCUCCGUGUCAAUCUCAGUGUUGCAAUGGUAGCCAUGGUCAACAACACCAAUCCUCAGCCUUCCCUAAACCACACUGUUGUUCAGGAAUGCCCUGGACCCCCCAGCAAAGAUAACACCACACAAACCCCAGACCAGCCAGAUGGGACCCCUCGGUUUCUGUGGGACUCGGAGACUCAGGGCAUGUUGCAGGGGGCAUUUUUCUUUGGCUACCUGUUGACCCAGAUCCCUGGCGGGUACCUGGCCGGGCGCUUUGGGGGAAGCUUGUUUCUGGGGGGCGGCGUGCUGGGGACGGCGGCCUUGACACUUCUGACCCCACUGGCCGCGGAGAUGGGUGCCUACUGGCUGUUCGCUCUCAGAGCACUUGAGGGAUUUGGAGAGGGGGUGACAUUUCCUGCUAUGAUGGCCAUGUGGGCGCGCUGGGCACCCCCUCUGGAGAGGUCACGGCUCAUAUCCUUGUCAGGUGCGGGAGCGAGCUUUGGGGCGUUUGCAGCGCUCCCCCUCACCGGCUUCAUCUGCCAUGCGCUGGGCUGGCCCGCCGUCUUCUACUGUUGUGGAGGUGCCGGCUGUGUCUGGGCUCUUUUCUGGUUCCUCCUGGUGUCUGAUGACCCUCGGACACACUCUCGGAUCAGCGAGCUUGAGAAAAACUACAUUACCCAGUCUAUUGGCUCUCAGGGAAGUGCCCAUGGAUGGAAUGUGCCCCUCCUGCCCAUGUUGUUGUCUGUGCCGCUGUGGGCCAUUAUUGUCUCUCAGAUGUGUGCUAACUGGUCCUACUACACCCUUCUGACCUCUUUACCCACAUAUAUGGACACGGUGCUGCACUUUGACCUGCGACAGAACUCAUUCCUCUCUGCGCUGCCUUAUCUGGGAGGCUUGGUGUUCUCGGCUCUAUCCGGUGUACUAGCAGACUUUCUCCUGGAGAGGGAGCUGUUGAGCACCACAGCAGUACGCAAGAUCUUCACAGUUAUAGGUUUGCUGUUACCUGCUGCGUUCCUGGUUGCCGUAGGCUUUGUGGGAUGCAGUGGCAUGCUGGCGGUUACGUUCUUGACUGUCUCCUCAACCAUAGGGGGCUUCAGUGCAGCUGGAGUCUUCAUUAACCAAAUCGACAUAGCCCCACGCUACGCGGGAAUGCUGCUAGGGAUCACCAACACAUUUGGGACCAUUCCGGGAGUCCUCGCACCCAUUGCUGUUGGUCACCUGACCAAAGAUCACACCCUGCUGGGCUGGAGGAGCGUGUUCUGUGUGUCGGCUGUUGUGAGUGCCUUUGGAGCUCUCGUCUUCACUCUCUUUGGCAGUGGAAAAAUCCAGAGCUGGGCGGUUCUUACAGAGACACACACUGAAGGAGAGGAGUCUCCAUGUGGCAGUGACCCAUAACAGUACCCUUACACAGUGACACAACCACACACUCACUGAAUUAUUGUGUGCUUUUGAUUUGUGUGUGUGUGUGUGCGUGUGCGUGUGUUUUUUACAGAACAUUUGAUCAAUGCAAGAAAAUAUUCCAAAGGCCUUACUUUGAUGAUGUUUACAGAUGAUAUUAAUCUGCAAAACAAUUUUCAAUUUUUCUUUUUCUAUUAUAUUUCUUAUAUGUAAUUUUUCACUAGGAAGUAUUUUAGUAACUAUGUGAUUUCAAAGCAACAAUACAUUCGGAUUAUGCAAGGGGAAUAGUACACAAAUAUUCUGGAACUUGUUUAUAUAAGUAACUGUGAUUUUAAAGCAACAAUACAUUCCGGAUUUGCAAAGGGGAAUAGUACACAAAUAUUCUGGAACUUGUCUAUAUCAUUUUUUUUAUGUGAGAAUGUUUACACAUGGUGAACCACUGGCAAUUAUUUACCUUCUGAAUGUGGUCCAAGCGUACAAGUAGUUCCCACACCUUUGAUCACUGUUGAGCCUUCUUAAUAAUAUACAACUGUGCAAUGAAAAGUGCAAUCACAUGUUAUAUUUUUCUCAAACAUUGGUCUGACUCUGCCUUGUUUGCCAUUUUUUCAACUAUUGUCAAAAAAUGUGGUAAUUUAAUAUUGUGCAUCUAUAUUCUACAUUUAGAAUUUUAUUUGUUGAAAAUGCCUGAAGUAAAAUACAGUGAUGCAAAAUGAAACAUCAUUGACUGAAGCUGAAGCUUGAUGUGCUUUAAUUGUUGAAAACAAUUGAUUUCUUGCAAACACAUCACCCUUAUUACCACCCCUGGUAAUUAUAAGUAAAAAUGAGAAACUAGCUUCAUUUCCUUUUCUCUAUGGAAAAAUCAUCAAGAAAAACAUGCAUGUACCACAGUUAUGUGCACCCCUGGAAAUUCAAGCUAAUCAGAAUGUCUACACCUUUCAAGCAGUAAUCCAUGUUGAGGUAUAAAAACAAGGUCAGGAAAUGGCUUAAAAAAUAUCACUCACCUGAUGCCUAUAUCUACAGUCAAUACAAUAAUUACUCUGGAACUGUGACAAACUUGCUUGGAUAGGGACCCAUGGACAGAGAGUAGGAUGGUAAGAGAGACUGAGAAAUCCAGAAGGAAAACUGUUCCAGAGUUACUCAUCAAACUCAUCAGAUGUGACCUCCAUGCAAAAAGAUUAUUUUGAAGGCAAGCCAAGAAAAAAACUUGUAAAAUAAUGUGUAAUUAAAUGUAAAUGAAAUGAAAUGAAAAAUGUAAUGGAAAAAAUUGAGAAUUUUGUAACAAACAUUUGAGUUGUACAUACAUUGACUAAACUGAAAAGAACCCUGUUUCUAUAUGGGUUUGUAAGGUUGUGGGGCUAUUUUUCCUCAAAGGCUUGUUACCAAUAGAGUGCAAUUAUAAGCCUCAUGCAAUACCUGGACAUUUUAAAUAGAAAACUUGGGUCAUGAUUAGAUCAUCCAGCAAUCAUUGGUCCAAAGCAUUUACAGAUCAACAUAAACCUUACUUGACUGAAUGCAAAAUUAAGCUCAGUCCCCUGAUCUGAACUUGAAAAGUGGGGUGUGUUGUAAUGGCACAAGAGAAGAGGAAUUUGGAUGGUCUGGAGAGAUUUUGUAAAGGUGAACCUCAAAUCCCCUUCUUUGUAUUCUUCAUCUUUAAGACUAGCGAAGAGCAAGGGCAAAGGGAUUACAAAGAGGGGUACCAGUAGCCUAAUUGUGACAUAUGUUAGCAAACACAUAUUUCUUAUUUGUUAAAACAAUUAUUUCUUGAUGCUGUUUUUUCCCGAAUAAAUUUGCUUCCCUUCAAAGUUG